GUGUUACCUAUCCAUUUAUAUAUAUUAUAUUAGCCAAUAUUAAAUAAGUUUGGUGAUAGUGUUAGUAAAAAUAUGAUCGUGUAACAAUCCACGGCUGCAUAAUGUGUAUAUAAAAUAUUGUAGUUCAAAAUUUACUAGUCGUGAGUUAAAAUUAAAUAUUAAUGCAAAUACGGUGGUACAGAAAUUUGUUGAAAUAAUUUUAGCCAACACUGUGAGAAUGGUUACGUUAAAAUUGACAAUAUUAUGCUUCACCCUGAUUUGCUUUUAUGGAACAUAUGCAAAGCAAGCCCACAGAAAAGCUUCCGAAGAUGAUUUUCUACAGAAAAAGAACAUCUACGCUUUCCUUGAAAAACGGCCAGUAUUCUUAAAGCUCUUAAAGUUGUUUAUAUACACAAACUCAACCGAAGAGGCUUAUAAAGUAAUACAAAAAAUAGAAGAUAUGAUGAGCUAUUUACUUAAUUACCAUUUCAAAGAUCGAAAGAUAAAGGUAACUCCACUCUCACAAAAUGAUUCUCGUUUUAAACGCAGCCCCGGCGAAGAUCCCCAAACGAGAGCACCCCUGCCCAAAACAGGACUACUACAAAGAUUUACGUGGAUAUUCAGCAAACCCUGGAAUUCGUACAAAAACCUACAGAAGAAAGUUAAAUAUACCGUAUUAAAUUUCUUUAAAAAUCAUUUCUUCCCUAAUACAACCCAGAAUAAUACAGGAGCACAAACGGAUUUAAAUAUUAUUUAAACUUGUUCAGAUAACAAUAAGAUAGAAGAAAAUAAACGUAAAAAAAAAUAAAUUA
Sitophilus oryzae (rice weevil) is the source of this 791-nucleotide messenger RNA. RefSeq lists its product as uncharacterized. The transcript has 4 exons. Bases 218 to 736 code for a protein of 172 amino acids. The record is from RefSeq and is a predicted model, not a curated record. Lineage: Eukaryota; Metazoa; Arthropoda; Insecta; Coleoptera; Curculionidae.